Nothobranchius furzeri (turquoise killifish) is the source of this 4990-nucleotide messenger RNA. RefSeq names its product polypyrimidine tract binding protein 3 (gene ptbp3). The record is from RefSeq and is a predicted model, not a curated record. Gene Ontology annotation, molecular function: mRNA binding. Gene Ontology annotation, cellular component: nucleus. Lineage: Eukaryota; Metazoa; Chordata; Actinopteri; Cyprinodontiformes; Nothobranchiidae. Gene Ontology annotation, biological process: mRNA processing; regulation of RNA splicing.
CCUUCCCGCCUAGCGUUUCCCUGGUGGCUGUUCGACACCUGCGCGAGCCCCCCGCAUGUUAGGCUCAGUGCUUGUUUACUUAUUGCGUUUGCUUUUGUUUACCUGUUACUGUUGCACGUGCUCGACUUUCUGUACGCGCUUUAGUUUUGGGUUAGAAAUCAGUCAGCAAACAGCUGGGCGUGACUGGUUGAAAUCUCGCGAUGUCUCAGAGUGAUGAGCAGCGCCUCGCCUGGAAAACAGACGAGAGCAGAUCGAUGGAGCAGGGGGCGUGGCUAAAAGCCGGCGUUAGAGAGAGACUCCUCCCACACCAGCAGGUUCAGGCUGAUUUGGUUUAUUCUUCAUCAGCGCGAGAGCGGAGUCGCGCACUUUAGUUGACUUGAAAGCUCAACUUGUAUUUUAAAAAUGGUUUGAAUGUUUCUGACGGCACACGUUAGCUCAGACAAGCUAAGGUGUCAGAAUGCGUGCGUCUCUCUCACGGAGCUGACGUCAGUGAGGAAAAAGUAUCAGACGGCUUCAGCCUGCCGCGGUCUUCAGAUAGCCAGGCAGCUGCUGUACAAACAUGAGCUCCGCCCACCUGUCUACAGUGGAUGGCCCUGAAAGGCUGUGUGUUUCUGGGUGUGCUCAGCACAUUCCGUCCCAGGUCCUUCACCUGCGCCAGCUACCCGUGGAUGUCUCUGAACAGGAACUCCUCGCUCUGGCACUUCCCUUUGGCAGAGUCACCAAACUGGUCACAGUUAGGACCAAACACCAGGCAUUUUUAGAGAUGGCGUCAGAAGAAGCUGCUGUUACCAUGGUGAACUUCUACGCCUCGGCCCCGCCCACCGUCAGGAACCAGCCAGUCUUCAUUCAGUAUUCCACCCACCGAGAGCUGAAAACCGACAACAUGAAUAAUCAGAGGGCUCAGGCGGCGCUGCAGGCCGUCAGCACAGCAGCAGUGCUUCCUGGGAACAUGUCUUCAGGAGAUGGGUGGGGCCUGGUUCUUGCUCCAAGUCCGGUUCUGAGAGUCAUUGUCGAAAACUUGUUUUAUCCGGUGACUCUGGAGGUUCUCCAGCAGAUCUUCAGUAAGUUUGGCUCUGUGUUAAAGAUCAUCACCUUUACAAGAAACAAUCAGUUUCAGGCUCUGCUGCAGUUCAGCGACACCGCUCACGCUCAGCAUGCCAAGGCAACUCUGGAUGGCCAGAACAUCUACAACGGCUGCUGCAUGCUCCGAGUGGACUUCUCUAAGCUCACAGCGCUUAACGUCAAAUACAACAACGACAAGAGCCGUGACUUCACCAGGGCCGACCUGCCGACCGGCGAGCUGGAGCCCGCCGCCUUUGGUGUAGCCCUUCCACCCUAUGGAGCAGCAGCUUUUCCACCCACUUUCCACCAACACACAGGUGUGCCUGUGGCAGCUGUUCCUGGCUCCUUGGUUUCUCCCCCUCGUGUUGCUCUACAGGUUGCAUCCCCUGUUGUCCAAUCAGUGCUGCUGGUGUCCAACCUGAACCCAGAGAGAGUUUCACCACUGUGCCUCUUCAUCCUGUUUGGUGUUUAUGGAGACGUGCAGCGAGUGAAGAUCCUGUUCAACAAGAAUGAGAACGCUCUGGUCCAGAUGAGCGACGCCACGCAAGCCCAGCUCGCAAUGAGUCACCUGAAUGGUCAGCGUCUCCAUGGCAACGUGAUCCGCGUCACGCUGUCCAAACACCCCAUGGUGCAGCUGCCUCGUGGGGGGGCGGGGCAAGAGGAGCAGGUGCUGACUCAGGAUUUCUCAGGCUCCGCCCUCCAUCGCUUCAAAAAACCUGGAUCGAAAAACUUCAACAACAUCUUCCCUCCAUCACCAACGCUGCACUUGUCCAACAUCUCCUCCUCCGUCAGUGAAGAGGCGCUGAAGGAUUUAUUCUCCUCCAGAGGGUACACUGUCAAAGCCUUCAAGUUUUUCCAAACUGAGUUUUCAGCUAAUGGGACCUGGACCUGGACUUUAGGGCAAUUUGGACUGCGUGGUAACUGGUCAGGUCAGACGUUUCUAAACAGGAAUUCUCAGGUAAGGAACACCGUUGUUCAGGUCAAGCAUCAAACCUGAGACAGCUGUUUUUGUCUCUGAGUAUCUGUAAAGUCACACUGAGUUUCCUGCUCUUCCACCCUACUUUCAACUGUUGUAAACAACCCUGCAGCAGCCUGCUGUGGCUAAUGCUAACAACGAACUAAUGCUAACACAAGCCAACUGAUACUAAAUAAGCCAUGAGGUGAAAGGUUCAUACUGUUGUACAAAGACUAUAAUUACUUACAAGUCCCGCAGCAACAAAGCCAGGUCACCAUCAGUCUGUGAUUUUGUAGCCUAGUGUAGUCCGCGCUGAUGUUCGCUCUGGUUUUAGCUCUUUGCUUCGUCUCAGACAUCUAGGACAUAACUUUAUUACUUUUACUUCCAGUCUUUGCCAUGUUACCAACAGAAAACUUCUUCCUGUGUUUUUUGUUGAUGAGCUGAAAAACUAACAACUUGCAUUUACGUAAGUUAUUGGCUGAGUAAACAGCUAACAGUCAUGAAGCUCCACCUACUGAACUUACCAGUCCCACAAACCCGUGGAUUCUGGUCAGCAUAGUGCUGUCACAUCUGAGUUUGGUUAAGUUUUUACCUCAAAAAUCACUGAAACCUACUUCUGAAGGACAAGCUUAAAGAGCAAGUCCCCCAAAUCAACAGUUUUACUGAUAAACUAAAUAAAUGAGUGUCUAAUCGUGCCGUAGACAUGAGUAGUUAUGAUUUAGUGCAUCUUAGUAAAAGUUUACAUUUCUGCCUGAAACUGCCAGUGUUGCAUCUUCAGGUACAAACUCUGCACCGUUCACUGCACCUUCUUCACCACUCUCUCUUUAUUCUGCUCUCCCCACCUACCCCACCUUCCUCAGGAUCCACUGAUUUCCCUCUUUCCUGUUCACUCUCUCUCUUUCUUAACAUUUUUAAUCACAAAUGUCUAUUUUUUGCUCAUUUUAAGUAUGUUUUCAAUCAUUUUCUAAAUUAUUUUUAUAUUUUUACGUUUUUUGUUUUUGUGAAGCGCCUCGUGAUUUUUAUCUUGAGAGGCGCUUGAGAAAUGAUAUUUUCUUCUUCUUCACUGCAUUUGAGUUUAAAUCUGCCAUCGCUAUUGGCUAAGAGGCACCCGAUGACGUCAGCUGGUACAUUAUGAUGUCACAAUGCCGCUGUGAGCCUCUGUGUGUGUUUUAUUUUUUCUUUAUUUUAACAUUUAUUGAAGCAGAAGCGUCAGUUGAGAGCUCGUUCGCUGGCCCAGAGGCAGCAGCAGCAGACACGGUUAGUCCAGAGAGGGGCACAUGAAGCAGCUGGACUUUUUCGCUUUCUUGAAGACGUUUUGCUGCUCAUCUGUGGACCUUUGUCACUUCUGACUGGAAUAUGGGAAUAUGGGUCUGUGAGAACAGACCGCUACAGCUUAUAAGCGAGACUCUCCCAUAGGUAGUGCGACUCGGGUUGCGAAUGACAUCCGCGGGUCCUUGAAUAGUCUUAAAAAGUCUUAAAUUUACUUUUCCAAAUAUAAGGCCUUGAAAAUCAUUAAAAAUGACAAAUAAUCCUUAAAUACAGUUUCCAAAGGUCUUAAAUGACUAAAGACCCAAUAAACUAGAUUAUUUUAUUUCUAUGAAAUUUUUGUUAAUUUUUAGUUAGUGUUCAGCUUUUUUGUGUACGAUAUUGGCGUAAGCAGAACCGUACACAUUCAGUUGGUUGUGAAAGGGGACUAUUUUUAGAUGAGCACAUUAGCUGGUUAAGCUAGUGGGAGCUUGCGCCAUGGGGAAGUGCAAGUUUAAUGGUAAAUGGAUUGCUAAUCCCACGUUCACGACGAGGUUAGCACCGGUUCCAGGCAAUAGCUGGAAAUUAUAGCAGAAAUUUAAUUUAAAAAAUUAGCUUAAAUUUGGUCAAAGUGGCCUUAAAAAAGGUCUUAAAAAGUCUUAAAUUUGGCUCCCUUAAACCUGCAGAUACUCUGGAAUGACCACAGUCACCAAUUCUUGUUGAAUUGUGUGUACUGAAACUCUAAUGUCCCUCUGGGACAAAUAAAGCUUUUCUGAUUUCUGAUUCUGAUUUCCAUAUUCCAGUCAGAAGUGACGGAGCUCCUCAGAUGAGCAGCGAAGCGUCUCCCUGAUUACCAUGACCUGGAUGACCGAGAACCUUUGCCAGCAAAGACACAUCGUUAGACUGACAUCAAAAGCAGGUUAACUCAUUCGCUGCCAGCGUGUGUUUAAGAGUCACAGAACGUUGCGUGCUAGGAUGAUGUCAACGCCAAAAUUAGCAAAACAAAGCAGAGACUCACCUCUUACAUCAGGAAGGAUCCGCGCCUCUCGAGCGUUAUCAAUUCUUUCAUAAUCCGUUGUCGAUUUGUUAUCGGCAGAAGCUUCUCCGGUUCGCGCCCCACUUUUUUUACAGCAGCGGCCCAAAACGAGCUAACACGUGGAUUUAAAAUGACGACUUUUGUCGUCAUUGGCAGUGAGUGAGUUAUAAACAUGCAAGAUAAAAACAAAACUGUUAGAUAUAAGGACUGUUCUCAUUUAUAACAUGUACGAGCAACCAGAACAGACGAAACAGUCUUUGACACUCAGAAGAACAUCGAUCAGAAACUAAUGAUCACCAUGGAUUACUGACGGUAGAUAAUGAACGUAGGCAGUGCGCUUCAGUGGUUCCUGCAGCUACUUCCAGUCAUUGGAAGCAGAAAAACUGGAAUGAGGAGCGGCCAAAGGAGGUGCGAGCUUUGGGAAGACAGUAAUGUUACCAUGGAGACGUGGAACCACUUAAGCAUCAGUUAUGAAGAAUUAUGACUAACAGCAUCCAGCUCAGUUCUUAGUGUGUGUGUGUGUGUGUGUGUGUGUGUGUGUGUGUGUGUGUGUGUGUGUGUGUGUGUCUGUCUGUGUGUAUUAGUCAAUCAAAUUGUAAGCUAGGUCUCCCCCUGCUGGUCAACAACCAGACUACACCUUUGAAAACAGCUGUUUUCUGUGGUCCUGUGUGAUGAUGUCACUUCCUUUGAUG